UGUGUCUUCGAGGCUUCCCGCAGCCGGGCGGCCGCGCAGCCCCUAGGCUCUCGGCUCCUCUGCGCCCUCCGCGGCGAUGGUGGACGUGCUGGGCGGCCGGCGCCUGCUGACCCGCGAGGGCGCGGUGGUGGAAGCCGAGGCGGCCCUCCAGAACAAGGUGGUGGCUCUGUACUUCGCGGCGGGCCGGUGCUCCCCUAGCCGCGACUUCACGCCGCUGCUCUGCGACUUCUACGCGGCGCUGGUGAGCGAGGCGCGGCAGCCCGCGCCCUUUGAGGUGGUGUUUGUGUCAGCGGACCGCAGCGCGGAGGAGAUGCUGGGCUUCAUGCGCGAGCUGCACGGAGCCUGGCUGGCACUGCCCUUCCACGACCCCUACCGGCAUGAGCUGAAGAAGAGGUAUGACGUCACAGUCAUCCCCAAGCUUGUGGUCAUCAAGCCGAAUGGAGCGGUCAUCACCAACAAAGGGCGGAAGCAGAUCCGGGAGCGAGGGCUGGCCUGCUUUCAGAACUGGGUGGAGGCAGCCGAUGUUUUCCAGAACUUCUUGGGGUGAACCUGGAGGAAGCACGCAGGGCAAAUGCCUUCGAAGACGAUGUUACUGGUUCUCCUCUGUUGGGGGAUUUCAUAGCAGAAGCACUAGUUUAUGGCAGACAGCAGAACGUGUUCAGGAAAGAAGUGCGCCCUGCCUCUGUGGUUCCCUGGGGGAACUUAUUUUUCGUAGCUUUCUCCACCUGUACCUCUGCUCCAGGGCGCUUUGGCAGUGAUCUCUCAGGGAUCUCCGCAAGGUGCUCUCUCUGUAGACUUCUUUGGUAAAAUGACCUAUCAGGUGGUGCAUUUUCUGAAGACCUGUCACAGGUUAGUGAGGCUUUGGUAGUCCUAUUUAUAAAUCAAGUUUGUAGACUGUGUGUUUUAAUAAACCAACA
This is a messenger RNA of Meriones unguiculatus (Mongolian gerbil), 917 nucleotides long. It is a transcript of the gene Nxnl2, whose product is annotated as nucleoredoxin like 2. Gene Ontology annotation, biological process: photoreceptor cell maintenance; sensory perception. Bases 77 to 547 code for a protein of 156 amino acids. NCBI's taxonomy places the organism in Eukaryota, Metazoa, Chordata, Mammalia, Rodentia, Muridae. The transcript has 2 exons. The record is from RefSeq and is a predicted model, not a curated record.